Molecule: messenger RNA, 1572 nt
Organism: Selaginella moellendorffii
Lineage: Eukaryota; Viridiplantae; Streptophyta; Lycopodiopsida; Selaginellales; Selaginellaceae
Exons: 3
Coding region: 157-1380 (407 amino acids)
Biological process (GO): regulation of gene expression
Source: RefSeq, a predicted model, not a curated record
UCCAUCUCUCUCUCUCUCUCUCUCUCUCCAUCUCUCGCAGCUGAUUUGCCACCGCCGCUCGCUCGCCCGCUCGCUCGAUCGCGCGCAUUUCUCCCUACUCUUUCUCGCCGCGAUUUUGAUGGUCUGACUGGGUGUGAGGAACGAGAGGGCGUCGCCAUGAGCUGCAAUGGGUGCCGGGUUCUGCGCAAGGGCUGCAGCGAUGGCUGCGUUCUCCGGCAGUGCCUGCGAUGGAUCGAGAGCCCCGAUGCGCAGGGCCACGCCACGGUCUUCGUCGCCAAAUUCUUCGGCCGCGCGGGGAUGAUGGCGCUGAUAAGCUCCGUCCCGGAGAGUCAAAGACCCGCAUUGUUCCAGUCUCUCCUCUACGAGGCAUGCGGCCGGACCAUAAAUCCCGUGUUUGGAGCUGUGGGGCUGCUGUGCUCGGGCAGCUGGAAGCACUGCCAGGACGCGGUGGAGACGGUGCUCAAAGGGGGCUUGCUUUGCUCCACGGUUUCCACUGGCACCGGAAGGCUCUCCAGCGCCUUCGGCACCGGAAGGCCCUCCAUCGGCUUCGUCACCCCCUCCCAGUCCCAGCAAGCUUUCGCGUCCGGAAGGCUUCCCAAAGUUCGUCUCGGGAGAGGCUACUUCAGCACUGUCACCGCCGCUGCGGCUGGAGCCUUCUCCAUCUACAGUUGCACCAAGGACACCAACAAUGACAACUCCGCCACCAAUGCGCAAGGGUUCUCGCUCGACGGCUCCAAGUUCGCGGGAGUGAAGCGGGCGCUGGAUCGCGACAGCAGCGAGAGCAGCAGCUUUGCGAGCCUCCAGCGGAGGCAUCGCUCGGCCGCGACAACCUUAAAGGUCGAGCUCCAAGAACAGGAGGAACCGGACGAGCACUUUUACGAGGACGAGGAUCAGGGCCGAGGAUCGGGAGGUGGCGUUGUCCACGAUCGUCGUCCCCACGCGAUGGCGUGUGGCUCUGGUCGUCGCGACCACCACGCGGUGGAAAACGACGGCGGAGCUGCCGCGGCAGUGGUGGUGGAGAAAGGGUGGCGGCCAGGCGGCGACGAAGUUGGGCUGGACCUCACCUUGGGCUCGUCCUCAUCCAAGAUGAGCUCCAAGAACAGCCAUCGUCACCUUGUCGCGAGCUCGAGUGUCGCCGCGAAGCGGACAAGCCCCGCGAGUCCUUGUCACAGCUCCGAGGCAGAUUCCGACACUACAGAUUUGUCCAUUUCGAUGCAGUCCCAAUCCAACACAGUGGCAGCAAGAGCGUUGCCACCAGCACCACCACCACUGCCAUCACGGCCAACAACACCACCAUCACCACCACCGAGAACAGCUCAAGAAGUCUUGAGCCCCACGGCAGCCAAGGGUGAUCUGCUGCUCAUGGAUCUUCUUCACUGAGCUCCACAGGUGGGACGCACACAAGUCUUGUCAAAAGAUCUCCAUGGCCGGCCAGUGCGUCUGAUCGUAGAAGUUCUUACUAAAGUAUAGCGAGUCUGAUUUAAGAUGCGAGAGAAGGUUUAUGAGAAGCAAAAAUUUUGUAGCCUGUGUUCUUCCAAGUUUCUUACUAUUAAUCUCUUUUUUUGUUCUUUA